Messenger RNA from Sceloporus undulatus (fence lizard), 1521 nucleotides. It is a transcript of the gene RTN4RL1, whose product is annotated as reticulon 4 receptor like 1. The transcript has 2 exons. NCBI's taxonomy places the organism in Eukaryota, Metazoa, Chordata, Lepidosauria, Squamata, Phrynosomatidae. The record is from RefSeq and is a predicted model, not a curated record. Gene Ontology annotation, cellular component: plasma membrane. Bases 106 to 1521 code for a protein of 471 amino acids. Gene Ontology annotation, molecular function: protein binding.
GGGAUCCAGAGACACAGCCACCGGAGACACCCGGAGAGUGAGGCUGGCGCUGCGGACCCAGCCUGAGCAAGGAAGGGAGGAAGGAGGAAGGCGUGGGGCUCCAGGAUGCCCCGCCAAGGGGGUCAUCUAGCGCUGGCCCUUCCGGCUCCACCACUGUCAUUGCUGCUGCUGCUUCUUCUGGGUCUGGCGCUGCCCCGCACGGCUGCCUGCCCUGUAGACUGCGUCUGCUAUCCGGCGCCCAUGACAGUCAGCUGCCAGUCCCAUCACUUCUUGAACAUCCCGGAGGGGAUCCCAGAAGAGAGCGAGCGGGUCUUCCUGCAGAACAACCAGAUCUCCCUCCUGCUGCGGGGCAACUUCAGCCCGGCCCUGGUCACCCUCUGGGUCUACUCCAACAACCUGACCUUUGUGGACCCGGAUGCCUUCCGGGGCUUUGACCACCUGGAGGAGCUGGACCUGGGUGAUAACCGCAACUUACGGGAACUGGCCCCCGAGACCUUCCGGGGCCUGGCCCGGCUCCAUGCGCUGCACCUGUACAAGUGCGGCCUGAGCUCCCUGCCAGGCGGGCUCUUCCAAGGCCUCCACAACUUGCAGUACCUCUACCUGCAGGACAACCACCUGGACUACCUGCCAGAGGACCUCUUCCUGGACCUGGCCAACCUCAGCCACCUCUUUCUCCACGGGAAUCGGCUCUGGAGCCUUCAGCAGAACGCCUUCCGGGGCCUGGUCAACCUGGACCGGCUGCUCCUCCACCAGAACCGCCUCCGGAGCAUCCACCGCCGGGCCUUCCAUGACCUCCGCCGCCUCACCCUCCUCUUCCUCUUCAACAACAGCCUGGCCGAGCUGCCGGGGGAAGCCCUUGCCCCUCUGGGAGCCCUGGAGUACCUCCGCCUCAACGGCAACCCUUGGCACUGCGACUGCCGGGCACGCUCCCUCUGGGAGUGGCUGCGCCGCUUCCGGGGGUCCAGCUCCAGCUUGGGCUGCGAGACCCCCACCCGCCUCCAUGGCCGGGACCUCAAGGAGCUGACGGCCGAGGACUUCCGGGCUUGCUCCACCACUGGCUCUGAGUCCCUCAACCAGGUCAACGGGCCCCGGCCCCCCUCAAGUGACCGGGCAGCCCCCCGAGACGACCACCACCACGGCCAUCACCACCACCCUCCCCUCCUCUCCUCCACGGAGAAGGGGCAGGAGGGCCAUGGGGAGCACGGUGGCGGCCCACCUGGCCAGCGUCCGGGCUACCGGAAGCCCAGCAAGAACUGCACUAGGAGCCGCAACCGGACCACCAAGCCGGCUUCGCUGAGGCCUUGGAAGAAUGCCGAGGAGAUGCAGGACUACGAGCACAAGUCCAACCUUGGCCUCUUGCCCAAGCAGAAGGGCAAGUGCCCACGGACACCCGUCCUGCCCCCCAGCGGGGUCCAGCAGGCAGCAGGGGGGGCGCGGGGCCGGGGGUCCAGGGCCGGAGGGGCCACUGCCACUGCUCUCCUAGCUGGGAUGCUGGUGGUCUUGGUGGUGAUCAUUCGCUGA